This is a messenger RNA of Hyaena hyaena (striped hyena), 3113 nucleotides long. RefSeq names its product NDC1 transmembrane nucleoporin (gene NDC1). Gene Ontology annotation, molecular function: protein-macromolecule adaptor activity. Gene Ontology annotation, cellular component: nuclear pore transmembrane ring. Lineage: Eukaryota; Metazoa; Chordata; Mammalia; Carnivora; Hyaenidae. The record is from RefSeq and is a predicted model, not a curated record. The transcript is spliced from 18 exons. Bases 103 to 2433 code for a protein of 776 amino acids. Gene Ontology annotation, biological process: nuclear pore organization.
CUGGGAAGACUUCCACUCACGGCAUGCCGCACUUUGGAACUGAGUCCCAGAAUGCAACGCUCCCCUUGCUCCUAGAGCGCAGUCGAGACUACAGUUCCCAGAAUGCAGCGCCGCCCCCAGUCUCUGGCGCCCCGGGGGACCCUGCUUCGGGAAGACCUUUUGGACGCCAGGGGGCGAGUCUUGAAGUCCCAGCUCCCUUUGGGGGACGUAUCCGUGAGGCAGUUCUGGCGCGUUGGGCCUGUCCAGAAAAAGCCUCGAAGGGACUGGUUGGGGCCCGAGGCGGGCUUCGCUCAGGCAGCGUUUGAGGCAGCCCCAACAGGGUCCUCCUGGGGCCUUUCUCUCUUUGAACUGUGGUGGCGGGCGGGCGCACGGUCUCCCGCACCCCUCGGAGUCAGGGCCGCCAUCACCAUGGCCACGGCUGCGGGCCGGCCCUGCGCCGGCGGGUCGCGGGACAUCUUGUGGCGCGUUUUGGGCUGGAGGAUAGUUGCAAGUAUUGUCUGGUCAGUGCUGCUUCUACCCAUCUGUACCACAGUAUUUAUCAUCUUCAGCAGCAUUGAUUUAUUUCAUCCUAUUCAGUGGCUGUCUGAUUCUUUCAAUGAUCUAUAUAGUUCCUAUGUAAUUUUUUACCUCCUGCUCCUGUCAGUGGUAGUAGUGAUAAUAAGUAUUUUUAACGUGGAGUUCUAUUCAGUUGUGCCUUCCAUUCCCUGCUCCAGACUGGCACUGAUCGGGAAGAUCAUUCACCCUCAACAGCUCAUGCACUCAUUUGUUCAUGCUGCAAUGGGGAUGAUGGUGGCCUGGUGUGCUGCGGUGAUGUCUAAGGGCCGCUAUGGUUUUCUUGUGGUUCCCUGCACCGCCACUGAAAGUUUAAAUAGCCCUGCUGCACAAACCUGCUUAAAUGAGUAUCACCUGUUUUUUCUCCUGGCUGGAUCAUUUAUGGGCUAUAGCUACAGUCUCCUGUAUUUUAUUAACAACAUGAACUAUCUUCCAUUUCCCAUAAUACAGCAAUACAAGUUCUUGCGCUUCAGGAGAUCUCUGCUCUUGUUAGUUAAGCAUAGUUGUGUGGAAUCUUUGUUCCUGAUUAGAAAUUUCUGCGUUCUGUAUUACUUCCUUGGCCAUAUUCCCAGAGCUUGGAUUAGCACUGCAAUGGACCUUCAAAUAGAUGAGCAGUUUCAUAGGCCUCUUGACACUGUGAGUGGCCUCUUAAAUCUCUCCUUACUGUACCAUGUCUGGCUAUGUGGUGUCUUUCUUCUGAUGACUUGGUAUAUCUCAUGGAUACUCUUCAAAAUCUUUGCCACAGAGGCUCAUCUGUUCCCUGUCCAGCCACCAUUCUCAGAAGAGUCGGAUGAAUGCCUCCCGAAGGUCUUAAACAGCAAUCCCCCCCUCAUCAUAAAGUAUUUGGCCUUACAAGACCUGAUGUUGCUUUCUCAGUAUUCUCCCUCACGAAGACAAGAAGUUUUUAGCCUUAGCCAACCAGGUGGACAUCCCCACAAUUGGACAGCCAUUUCAAGGGAGUGUUUGAACCUUUUAAACGAUAUGACUCAGAAACUGGUUCUCUACCAGGAAGCAGCUGCUACGAAUGGGAGAAUGGUGCCUUCAUACUCUGUGGAACCUAAGAAAUCGAAUUCUCCAGAAGAAACUACGUUUCAGACCCCGAAAUCUAGCCAGAUGCCUCGGCCUUCAGUGCCACCAUUAGUUAGGACGUCACUGUUUUCCUCAAAAUUAUCUACACCUGAUGCAACAAGUCCCCUCGGAACCCCGUUUGGCUCUAGUGUAGUGAAUCGAAUGGCUGGAAUUUUUGAUGUAAAUACCUGCUAUGGGUCCCCUCACAGUUCUCAGCUGAUAAGAAGAGGGCCAAGACUAUGGACUUCUGCUUCUGAUCAGCAAGUGACUGAAUUUUCUAAUCCUUUUGCAUCUACCUCUGUUAGUGCGGAGGGUAAGACAGCAAGACAGCCCAGUAUGAUUUAUUCAUGGAUUCAGAAUAAACGUGAACAGGUUAAGAAUUUCUUAUCAAAACGGGUGCUGAUAAUGUAUUUUUUCAGUAAGCACCCAGAGGCGUCUAUUCAGGCUGUUUUUUCAGAUGCCCAAAUGCAUAUUUGGGCAUUAGAAGGUCUGUCUCACUUAGUAGCAGCAUCAUUCACUGAAGAUAGAUACGGAGUUGUCCAGACCACACUACCAGCUAUUCUUAAUACUUUGUUGACGCUGCAAGAGGCAGUUGACAAGUACUUCAAGCUUCCUCAUGCUUCCAGUAAACCGCCUCGGAUUUCAGGAAGCCUCGUGGACACUUCUUAUAAGACAUUAAGAUUUGCUUUUAGAGCAUCACUAAAAACUGCCAUCUAUCGAAUAACUACUACAUUUGGUGAACAUCUGAAUGCUGUGCAAGCAUCUGCAGAACAUCAGAAAAGACUUCAACAGUUCUUGGAGUUCAAAGAAUAGCUCAGUAAUAUAAACUGUGUUCAUUACACUGCUGAUACAGCUACAGAUGGGACAGUAAAUGUUCAGCAUUCUUGGAUCAGAAGAAAAUGGACUAAUUAGAUGCUUCCUUUGUCGUGGUGGUUGCUUUGAAAACUAUACUUUAAUGGGAGAAAUCAUGGAAAGAAAUUCCUAACAGAAUAACCGAAAACCCCCUUUUCUGUACCGAUGUCUUUUUGUGUGUGUGGUAUAAUAAAAUCUUUAUUCAAUUUUACAGAAGCCUCUAUGGCACUAGAAAUGUCUUUAGCUUCUAUAGCUUAAUAAUGAUAACUGGAAAAUUUUUAGAAUUUACUUUUGAGCGAAGUAGAACCAGUUCAUAAGGUAAAAUAGAUUGACUUGAUUUGGUCCUCCUGAUUGUUGUGAGAGUUUAACUCUCUGUACACUCGAAAUACAUGAACUUUGUAAGACUAGUUUCUGCUUACUGAUGAAAAUGGUAACAGUGGAGAAAAAUUCACAGAAAAAUUAUUGUUUAAAGGACAUGUUUUGUUAAUCUGGUAAGUUGUGUUUUUCUUUCCAGGGACAAAUUAAAUUUGCAUGAUUGUCCAAAGUCUCGAUUUACAGAUGCUAACUCUCUAUAAAGGAAUGUGGAAGAAUUCAGUUCUUAAGUUACAAGAUUAAACAUUCACAUUUGAUUUUUGAAAGAC